GCCACGUACACGCAUUACCUCCAGAGCUCCUCACAACAGAGCUCAAUAAUGUUAACAUUUGCCGCCGCCACGAUGCGGAUAACAUUCAUGCGUCACCGUGGAGGCCUGAAUCCCAGCAUCUUGUUGAAACAUGGAAGGAGCGACACAGCCUCAACUGGGCAGCAGUCAUGAACAGCUUUUGCCCAGUGCAUGGCCAACCAACCGACCAUGCCAUCUUCGCGAGAUAUCCUGUUGCCUACCGAGCUGACAGACUUCUUUUUCGCCGAGGGCGAUGAGAGCGAGCACUUCCCCGCCAUCUUUCUGUACACCAUCUGGCCCAUUCUGCUGGUUCUCAUCUACCCUACUCUUUUCAUUGUCUUCCUUAUCGAGGGAAUCGUGGAGCUUGUUUUUGUGUGUUGGCUGAAGACAAGAGGACUAUUGGAUCUUCACCCACUGUCCACAGAGGGGACACCCUUGCUGGCCUCGGAAGACCGAGCGGAAGUCGCAUCCCGCCGAAACACUGUCGCAACUCGAUAUCCUGCCGUUGAUGUUGCAGCGAUCGAUCUUUCUGAACUGAAGCAUGGAGCUCAAAUCUCGUCGCUUCCCGUCCGCUUGGUCGAGAUGCCCAUGGAAGACCCAUCUCACAUUGCAGUUGUGAGUUGGCGCUGGGACUUCUCCCAGCCAAAUACCCUCUCGUCUGGUCUAUCUCUCAAUGUCGCACAAGCCAUCAAAUAUGCCAAAGCCCACGGUAUUCACUUCCUAUUCAUCGACAUUAUCUCCUUGGACCAAAAUCUCUCGCCCGAGGAGCUUAUCCCAGAGGUUGCGCGCUUCAGCACAUUGUACGAGACUAUACCCGUCAUUGCAGCGUAUGAUGACACGCGCUUGGACUUUGAGUACAUCAUGAUUCGACCAUGGAUCUUCAGUGAGAUCAAAAAGAUGAUGCGCAACCCGCACAAGAUCGUCUACGUGGGGCACCUCCGCCAGGGCACUUACAUAUGCAAGAGCGUCCUCCACUGGUGGCUAGGUCGCGUGCCACGUCAUCGUAUGGCAGAUACCAGAUUCUUGAACCAGUUGCGGAAAGCUUGGUUCGCGGACUAUGUGCCUCCCGUGCUAGCGCUGCUGAAUGGGCACAAUAACAUGACGGACAUUCACGACUUCAAGUUCAUCAUUCCGCCGCUAGCAGAAGCCUUUACCGCUGCAGAGAAACUGCCACCGAAUGACUACCUCUUGACGAUAGCUUUGCUACUGUCUAAUUCCCAGUGGGGAGGCAUUCGAGAAUAUGACGUGGAAGGUGCCUUUCUGGGCUUACCGUACACCAAAUACCAGGUGCGGUCCUUCGUAAGCAACAAAGAGAGGGCAAUGACAAGCGCUGACAAUUAUACCGUCAAGCACAUCGAGCAUACGGAGAUGCAUGAGAUCCGCUUGGGCGAUGAAAAGAUUGCUACGUUUUCGUAUCGUCACGAUCACUGGAAGGACACGCUGGUCCCGCGAUACACAGUCACUGUGGACUUACAUAUAAGACGACGGCUACUUGGGAUGCUCGAGCUGGACACAGAUGACGCACGGUACGCCAUUAGCGAUGAUGAUAUGGUGGGAUAUUUCCUAGGGUCGACUCUGAGCGAAAGCCAAAACAUCGAAGUAGUUGAACAGUGAGUUUGGUCUGUUGAACUGCUCUCUUCAAGCAUCGGUGUCGGUGUUAAGGUCCAAAUUUGAGACCAAUUAUCCAUCCACGC
Molecule: messenger RNA, 1712 nt
Organism: Paraphaeosphaeria sporulosa
Lineage: Eukaryota; Fungi; Ascomycota; Dothideomycetes; Pleosporales; Didymosphaeriaceae
Exons: 1
Coding region: 190-1632 (480 amino acids)
Source: RefSeq, a predicted model, not a curated record